GUCCAUGAAAGUAGUGUGACGUUGCAGUCCAAAAGUUGGUGCAUCUCUCCUGUUAUUUUUCUCCACAAGGAGGCAGCUAAAACUGGAAGCCUGGGGCAUUAUUGGAUUUGAACCCUUGUGAAAAAUUUUCGUGCAGCGGGAAUGCAAGCUAAAACUUCUCAGGCACAUUCACCGGCUCAAUUUUUUCAGCAGCGAAACGGGGCUUCACUUGGUUCUGUUUAAUACCAAUUUCAAUUUCUUUGCAGUUGAAAAAAAAUCUGGUUUAGGGCUUCUUCUGGUGGCGUUAUACUUUCCAUCCUUUUGAUAAUGCAAUAUGUGCUAACCUUGAAGAUGAGUAGCUCUCACAAGGACCCAAAUGACUGUUUGGCAACAGUCAGUAGUGGAGCAGAUACACCAUUCGAUUUUUUAUGCGAUUUUUAUGAUGGAGUCAUAGCUGGUGGAGCUGCUGGUGUUUUUGUAGAAGCAGCUUUAUACCCAAUUGACACAAUAAAAACUCGAUUACAGGUUGCCCAUGCUGGAGGGAAAAUUGUGUUAAAGGGUCUAUAUUCGGGAUUGGCUGGAAACCUUGCUGGUGUCUUACCGGCUUCUGCCAUAUUUGUUGGUGUAUAUGAACCUACGAAGCAGAAACUGCUGAAGGCAUUGCCAGAAAACCUUAGUGCUUUAGCUCAUUUGACUGCAGGUGCUAUUGCAGGUGCUGCUUCUUCUGUUGUACGAGUUCCAACAGAGGUUGUCAAGCAACGCAUGCAAACUGCACAAUUUUCUUCAGCCCCAGAUGCUGUCCGUCUUAUUCUUGCUAAGGAGGGGUUCAAAGGUCUUUACGCGGGGUAUGGAUCGUUUCUAUUGCGAGAUUUACCAUUUGAUGCUGUUCAGUUUUGCAUCUACGAGCAGCUUCGAAUAGGAUUUAAACUAGCGGCACGAAGAGAUCUGAAUGAUCCUGAGGUUGCUAUGAUUGGUGCUUUUGCUGGUGCAGUAACUGGAGCUAUAACUACUCCUCUUGAUGUGAUUAAGACGAGAUUAAUGGUUCAGGGAUCAGAAAACCAGUACCGAGGAAUUUAUGAUUGUGUUAGGACCAUAAUGAGAGACGAGGGAAGUCCUGCUCUUUGGAAGGGUAUUGGGCCACGAGUCUUGUGGAUAGGUAUUGGAGGUUCCAUUUUCUUUGGUGUUCUUGAAAGGACAAAGCAAAUACUUGAGGAAAGGCGUAGGGAUCUGGAGUUGAACUCUUCCAAGCGGAACUGACUGUAGCAGAUUCAGUACUGAGUCAUCGUAUUCGUCUGCAAUCCUUAAUUUAAUAAGAUUUUGAUCUUCAGGUUACUACUAUAUGUAUGAAGUUAUAUGCAUAAAUGUUGAACUAAUUAGUUUAAUUUAAAGAAACUAACGGCUGGAUUCACAUUGUUUUUCCUAUAGAGCCUGAGUUGAUGAGCUGAUGCUUUGUAACACGACUGAUAAUUAAUUAUCAAAACUACAUUGUAGUUUGAUGCUCAUCUUGCUUUUCUUAAGAAACAGAUCUAUUACAGUUGAUGGUUAGAAUUAA
Molecule: messenger RNA, 1531 nt
Organism: Prunus persica (peach)
Lineage: Eukaryota; Viridiplantae; Streptophyta; Magnoliopsida; Rosales; Rosaceae
Product: probable S-adenosylmethionine carrier 2, chloroplastic
Exons: 14
Coding region: 307-1236 (309 amino acids)
Biological process (GO): transmembrane transport
Cellular component (GO): mitochondrial inner membrane
Molecular function (GO): S-adenosyl-L-methionine transmembrane transporter activity
Source: RefSeq, a predicted model, not a curated record